This is a messenger RNA of Penicillium egyptiacum, 1725 nucleotides long. Lineage: Eukaryota; Fungi; Ascomycota; Eurotiomycetes; Eurotiales; Aspergillaceae. The record is from the annotation of a GenBank genome assembly.
AUGAAGCGUUUCGCCCGCAGCAUCAGAAAAUGUUUGGGACGACGCCGCCGCAACCGCCGCAACCGCAGUGUUGACUCGGAUUCCGACGGCCCAAUACUCCCCCGAACUGAAGCGGCGCCUGAAAAUGCAUCGUAUCAGAACCCACCGCAGCUGGCUUACCCUGCGCCUUUUGUACCCCAAGCCCCAGCGCCGCCCCAAGCCCCAGCGCCGCCCAAAGCCCCAGCGCCGCCCAAAGCCCCAGCGCCGCCCAAAGCCCCAGCGCCGCCCAAAGCCCCAGCGCCGCCCAAAGCCCCAAAGCCAGCUAAAUCUCAACAGGAGGUCGUCAAUGACAGUGAAGGUAACAGCAGCGAUGCAGCAUACCCCCAACUCCCGCCGUCAAGAGACCGUUCUCACACGGGCAUCACGCCUGAAAUGAGUGAUGUCGAUAUUAACGACGCCAGUGAUGAUGAAAUAAGUGACCAUGCCUCUCCCCGGGGAUUUGUCAGUGAUAUUGAAAUGCCAGAUGCCGCACCUGGCGAUGAAUUAUUGAACUACCCUUUCGAAGACUUCUUAUCCCACCCUCAGGUCCAACAGGAUGAUCCUUCUGGUGAAGGUGCAAGUGAGUCUUCAUCCGACGAUUACUUGUACUUCGGUCAUGUGCCAACCACGUCUGGGGCCGCGGCCCAGUCUGAGGGUCAAAUUCUGCAAGGGGGCCUUUGGGAGAGCGCACCGGAGAGCCGCUCAUCUGACAGCAGGAAGCGGACGCACGCACAUAUUGAGGAUGUAGAUCAGGAAUCGGGUCAAGCUUCCUCUUCUAAUAAGUGUCCGCGUCUUACGGGUGUGGAGGGUUCCCAGGAUGAAGACGUACAACUUCCUGCUGGUCCUCAACUAGCUUUUCCAGCACCAUCCUCUGCUCCGCCAGUUAACAGUUCCACUAAUUCCACUUGGAACACGGACGAAGCGCUGUGUGCCACGCCUAUGGCAGCGACAGUCGACGAAUGCAGAGCAAAAGGAGCUCAACUACAAGCUUGGUUAGAAGAUCCAAACGAACCAAACUGCAAUAUUGACCCGGCGACCCAAACUAUAGACUACUUGAUGACCCAAGCCCCGGACCAAGAUCGCUUCAGAUGCCAAGACAGUUAUCACGAAGAUCUGGGUGAUCUUAUGGAUGGAGGCGAACCCGAGACGACGGGGCUCCCUACUACCGGUGAAAAGUACCGUGUGACAACAUUCUCCAACACAGUCAGGGACCAAGAGAUCCUAGCCGACCGUAUGAAUAACUAUCUGGAGAAUAUGUACUCACACAAAGUCGGACCAGGCCUGCUUGUUGGUAAAUCUAUUUUUCGGUACGAUAACAUUCAGUGGAAUGAAUUGGCCAGGGCUGUGUAUACACUGGACCAUCCCAUGGACACUUUGAGGUAUGUUAUGUUUACCCAGGUCGUCAAUGACUCGACUGCACCAUAUAUCAGGCGUGUACUCUACCCCAGUCGUGGACUCAUUUUAGAUUCUUCGGAUGGCCUGGAACCCGUAAAAGUCGAACGUGGCACUGCUGAGUAUCAGGAAAUCCUCGGCACAAAGUUGGGCAAAGCAGUUGCCAUCCUUCUCAUAUCAUCUCUCCCCAGAGGUACAAAAUGUAUCUCUCGAGUAGUCAUCUGGUAUAAGUCGUACCAACUCAUGGUGAGAUUUGAGAUUGAGCCCUUGACUGCUAACGCAGAUGAUCACCAGCAACUGCACAGCAUUGAUUGA